Molecule: messenger RNA, 1552 nt
Organism: Aspergillus calidoustus
Lineage: Eukaryota; Fungi; Ascomycota; Eurotiomycetes; Eurotiales; Aspergillaceae
Source: the annotation of a GenBank genome assembly
AAAGCUUGAAGCAGGUGUUUCCCUCCUUCAAGAAAACCAUCCCACUCAAACUCAACUGGGUCGUAUCCAGUGAGCUUUGCUGGUUCAUUCAUUGGGCGAAGGUUAUGGACGAAUGCUGCUCGCCUAUUCAAACGGUACUAAACUCAGAAUCCCCAAGUCCCGCCUGUAUAGAUACCGGUCUUAUGAUGAGAGCACUUGGACUACCUUCAUCAUGCAUCUAGCAGGAGACAUCGAUUCGUUUGGGGAUCUCUGGUGGUGGCCAGAUCCAUAAUGCUCUUUUUCUCAAGAGGUGCAAACCAUUGUCUCACUGGGCAGAAUGAAGCUCGUAUAGGCUCUGGACGCGUCUGUGUGACCUGAUCUGAGGCUGUGCCGGGCAGGUAGCCGGGGCCGAACUUUGAGCAAACGGCUCUGCCUUUCUUCCAUCAUAUCCAUCACUCGAAUCACAUACUCUGUAACCAGCACCAUGGAGACUUUUUCGAUACAAUCAAGGAUCAAAGGAUCCAUCUUUGGUGUGGCCGUUGCCGACGCCCUGGGUGGGCCAGUCGAGUUCCAGCCGCGGGGUAGCUUCGAUCCCGUCUCCGAUUUUGAGCGCAACGAGCAUUUCAACGUUCCACCAGGAACAUGGACCGACGACACAUCUAUGACCCUAUGCCUUGCCCAGGCCCUCAUCGACUGCAAAGGCGAAUUCAUUCCCCAAGCUGCAAUCCGUAACUACAUCAACUGGUUCGACAACGGCUACCUCUCCGCCACCGACGAGUGUUUUGACGUCGGGGCCGCCACAACAAAGGCGCUCAUUAUCUGGCAACACUACUUCGAGCGAUCGCCGGACCUCCGAAAGGACGACCCUGAAGGCCAUGAGGGUGGGCGGUUUAAGAUUGAGUUUACGUUGAAGCGCGAGCAAUUCUGCGGCAACGGCUCCCUCAUGCGCGUCUCUCCCAUUGCCCUCGUCUACUUCCGCAACAUGCCCGAAGCCCUCGCAAACGCCGCCGCCUCCUCAGAUGUAACACACCCGUACCCAACCUGCGCCGAAGCCUGCACACUCUACACCAAACUCCUCGUCCUGAUUCUACACGGAAAUAGCAAAUCCUCGCUCGCAACCGCCCUCGCUGAAACACCCAUCAGAGACCCAAAAAUCCAAGCAAAGCUAUCCCAGUACCAGAGCCUCGCAGACUGGGAAUCGCAAGACGAAGACAAUAUCAAGUCCUCGGGUUUCGUGGUGUCCACGCUCGAGGCGGCGCUAUGGUCGUUUUUCUCGACGGGCUCGUACCGUGAGGGUGCGUUGCGCGCGGUCAAUCUGGGAUGGGAUGCCGAUACUGUUGGGGCUGUGUAUGGAGGGCUGGCGGGGGCAUUUUAUGGGUUUGAGGGGAUCCCACAGGGGUGGGUUGAGGGGCUGCAAAAGGGGGAUGUUGUCGGUGGGGUUGCGGAGGGGCUUGUGAGGCUUGCUGAACGGGGUUCUUAGAACUCACCUUGGGACAUUGCAUUAUGCCUUACGCAUGCAGGUGUGUUGGGCUUUACCUUGCUUUGGAUACUUCCAUUUGAGAUUUGCAAACGU